Messenger RNA from Pyrus x bretschneideri (Chinese white pear), 1528 nucleotides. RefSeq names its product formamidopyrimidine-DNA glycosylase. The transcript has 11 exons. The coding region runs from base 16 to 1311 and encodes 431 amino acids. Gene Ontology annotation, cellular component: nucleus. Lineage: Eukaryota; Viridiplantae; Streptophyta; Magnoliopsida; Rosales; Rosaceae. Gene Ontology annotation, molecular function: oxidized purine nucleobase lesion DNA N-glycosylase activity; DNA-(apurinic or apyrimidinic site) endonuclease activity; damaged DNA binding. Gene Ontology annotation, biological process: base-excision repair. The record is from RefSeq and is a predicted model, not a curated record.
AACAGCGGCGGCGAAAUGCCGGAGCUACCGGAGGUGGAGGCGGCUCGGAGGGCCGUAGAGGAACACUGCGUAGGGAAGAAGAUAACGAAAGCACUCAUCGCCGACGACUCCAAAGUCAUCGAUGGAGUCUCACGCGCCGACUUCGAGGCCUCUCUCUUGGGAAAGACCAUCGUCUCCGCCCACCGCAAGGGCAAGAACAUGUGGCUCUGCCUCGACUCUCCUCCCUUUCCUUCCUUCCAAUUCGGAAUGGCGGGUGCUGUAUAUAUUAAAGGGGUCGCCGUCACGAAAUAUAAGAGGUCUGCUGUAAAGGACACUGAUGAGUGGCCUUCCAAGUAUUCCAAGUUCUUUGUUGAAUUGGAUGAUGGUCUGGAGUUCUCUUUCACUGACAAGAGGCGAUUUGCUAGAGUCCGCUUGCUGAAAGAUCCAACUUCUGUGCCCCCCAUAUCUGAGCUUGGGCCCGAUGCUCUCUUGGAGCCUAUGACAGUGGAUGAACUUUUUGAAUGCUUCAGCAAGAAGAAAAUUGCAAUUAAGACCCUGUUGCUUGAUCAGAGUGUUAUUUCAGGAAUUGGCAAUUGGGUUGCUGAUGAAGUACUCUACCAAGCAAGAAUUCAUCCGGAGCAAGGUGCUGCGAGCCUGUCGAAAGAAAAUUGUGCAGCUUUACACAAGAGCAUCAAAGAGGUUAUUGAAUAUGCGGUUCGAGUUGAUGCUGAGUCUAUCCACUUUCCCUGUGAAUGGUUGUUUCAUUUUCGGUGGGGCAAAAAGCCCGGAAAAGUCCUUGAAAAAUCCCUGGAAGUUGGAGCAGAUAGUAGUCAAUUUCCUAGUGAUUGGAUUUUUCAUUCCCGUGAAAAGAAGCCUGGAAAGGCUUUUGUUGAUGGGAAGAAAAUUGAGUUUAUCACAGUUGGUAGCAGGACUUCAGCAUUUGUACCAGAGCUUCAGAAGUUAAGUGGACCGCAAGCUUCCAAAGCAGCAACUAAACAAGCUAACAAGAAAAAAGGGCGUGGUGAUGUUGUUAAUGAUGAUGUUGAUGAAGCAGCAAGUGAUGAAGAAGCCAAUGAAAAUGAAAAAUCGAAGAAGGGGAGGAAGCCUAAAGGUCAAGGUAAGAGGGCGUCAGCGAAAAGAAAAUCAAAAGAGAGUGAUGAUGAAGACAAGGACAGUGAUGAUGAUGCUGACGACAAUGAUGACCAUCAGGAUGAAGAUCAAAAGAAGAAAUCAAGAAAAGGUGUCAAUAGUAAGCAAUCCAAGGCAGAGAAGACAUCAAAGGCAAAGGUGCAGACCAGUCAAAGUGGUAAGAAGCUGAAGAAAGGAAAAUAGGUAGCUACUGAGCGGAGAUGCGCAGACCAGUCGUUUUUGGAAGAACGAAAUGAUGGGCGUACGUGUGCAUUCAGUUUCUAUUUUCGCAACUCUAGUUAGUAGUAGUCAAUUUGUCACGAAACUGGUCGAUGCUAAUUAUGUGGCUAUAUUACUGACUUCCGUUAUGUAUUGUAUGCUCAACUGUAGUUUUAAAUAUACAUUCCCGGCUUUCCUUGCA